This is a messenger RNA of Dalotia coriaria, 2116 nucleotides long. Its product is annotated as cytochrome P450 4C1-like. The record is from RefSeq and is a predicted model, not a curated record. Bases 132 to 1667 code for a protein of 511 amino acids. The transcript is spliced from 3 exons. Gene Ontology annotation, molecular function: iron ion binding; monooxygenase activity; heme binding. Lineage: Eukaryota; Metazoa; Arthropoda; Insecta; Coleoptera; Staphylinidae.
UUGUUAAUUUGUGCGAGUUGCCACUACUUCGAAAAUAUUGAGACGGCGAAAAUAAAGUAUAAACAUUUUCGGCGCGUUGUCGAUAUUUAGUCAUUCAGCAAACAUUGCGCGCAUCAUCUGAGUGAUAAGCAAUGGCUAUCUUUGCCAUUAUUUUCACCGCGUUGAGCUACGCCAGUGCGAUUGGAUUAUUUUUGAUUAUUGGCUGGUAUGUUUACGUGCAGAAAUUUGCGAAAUACUUGGGGAAUAUUCCUGGACCUACCCCACUUCCAGUGAUAGGAAAUGCUUUGAUGUUUACGGAUUCCAAUGCCACUUUAAAAGUUUGCGAUAAACUUUUCAAAGAGCAUGGCAAAAUCACAAAAGUCUGGAUUGGAAUAGAACCCAUCAUACUAGUCUCUGAUUAUAAAGCAAUUGAAACAAUCCUAAGUUCAGCUAAACUCAUCGAAAAAUCGCAACUCUACAAAUUUUUACACUCCUGGCUUGGAAGUGGUCUACUCACCAGCGCUGGUCCAAAAUGGAAGAAACGUCGUCGCAUGCUGACUCCGUCCUACCAUUUUCAAAUUUUAGAACAAUUCGUACCUACAUUCAACAAGGUGUCAAACAAUCUGGUUCAAGAAUUAAAGAAUAUAAACAAUAAAAAUUGUUUAGAUAUUUAUCCGUACGUUACUUUAGCAACAUUAGAUGUGAUUUGUGAAACUGCUAUGGGUGUUCCUAUAAAUGCCUUACAAAACAAAACAUCUAACUACGUACACAGUGUUAAAGAAAUGGGAAGAAUCACAAUGGAACGUGUAUUUUCUCCUUUACAACAAAUUGAUUUGUUGUAUGGUUUUACCGAAAACGGCAAAACAGAACAAGAGUGUUUAAAAAUUCUACAUGGCCAUACUUUAUCAGUUAUUAAAACACGUAAAGAAGAAUUAGGAAGAGAUCCCAAUAGCAGUGUUGAUAACAUGGUUGAUGAGUUUGGAAAGAAGAAAAAAAUUGCAUUUUUAGAUAUGCUAUUGCAAACGACUGACAAUGGACAACCUUUAAGCGAUGACGACAUUAGAGAAGAAGUGGACACUUUCAUGUUUGAAGGACACGAUACCACCGCUUCCGGUGUCAGCUUUACUUUGUAUGAAAUUGCAAAUAAUCCAGAUGUACAGAAGAAAAUACUUGAGGAACAAAAUGAUAUUUUUGGGAAUGAUGAUCGCGAUGCCACUUAUCAAGACUUAGCUAACAUGCGUUACCUUGAGAUGGUCAUUAAGGAAGGAUUAAGACUGUAUCCUUCUGUUCCGUUAUAUGCUAGGACAGCAUUUGAAGAUAUUCAACUAACCGACGAUAUUUGGUGUCCAAAAGGAAGCACCAUUGCAAUUCUUGCAUACCAUAUUCAUCGCGAUCCUCGGUUCUUCUCGGACCCUGAAAAGUUUAACCCUGAUCGCUUUGCUGCCGAAAACAACACCGGCAAGAAUCCCUACAGUUUUGUUCCGUUCAGUGCUGGACCACGUAACUGCAUUGGACAAAAGUUUGCAUUCAUGGAAUUGAAGUCUAUGAUCUCAAAAAUUGUGCGAAACUUUGAACUUUCUCCUGUUGUUCCUGCACAUAAACCAGAACUAGUUGCCGAGGCCAUUUUAAAAUCGAACAAUGGAAUCAUGAUUAAGUUACAAGAACGUUAUGAACGUACACAUCUCUAAAGAUUUAAUUUUGAUCUACAAAAUAAAUGUAAAAAGUGAAUUUGUGAAAUUGUUAGUAAAAGAAUUAGCAUUUUGAUGGUUUUGCUAUUGAUUGUUAGACCAAUUAUAGCUUUCACGUAUUGUCAUUUAGCAAAUAAUUAAAAUGAUUGUGAUUGCACAUGCAAAUAAAUUGGUACGUAAUAGUACAAUCAACGCACGAACAUGACAUAAACAGUCUACUUUCAAGGCUGGUGAAUAAUCCAUAGACAAAUCUUGCUAUUACUGCUGCAAUAAAUGCAUUCUCGAUAUUUAAAAUGUAAUUUAAAAAAUUGAUAAAAAAUUACUCUGAUGUUGAUUCAAGAGAGAUAAUGUGAAUUUAUUACAAUUUUUGUAUGUAUUAUGCGUCAUGAGAAAUUAUUUCCUGAAUUUCCUAGAAUCUGUGUUAUAAAGUGCCAAUAUAACAUCAUAAA